AUAAAAGUCAGUGUGGCUUUACACAACUCCAACGUAAACACAUUCUUACAGUUUUGCAUAACGUUUAUAAUAUUCAAAGCGAUAAAAUUCUAGUUUGUACUAAGACCAAACAAUGUCGCUUCGAAAUCAAGCAGAUAGAGUGGAGAUCGCAGGCUCUUCAAAUUGGAGCCAUGCUCAAGACGUGGUGGGGGAACCCAAUGAGAACGUGGCUGUGGCGGCAGUAAGUCCUGUGGGAAGAUCUCGGGGUCCUGCUGCCGCGUGGCUGGCCUCGACGGGUGCCACACCCCAACCCACUUUCCCAACGACUUCUGGCAUAUCCGAUGCCUUCUACUCUGAAGGUCCCUCUUCGGCCUCGUUCACCUCUGUUUCGCCCAGAUCCGCCGAGUCUGUGAUGCCUCCUGUGGACCGCUCUAUGUUUUCAAGCAUUCUAAGGAGUUGCAACAGUUUGCUGGCCGAGCAGGGGAACGACAUAGCUACCCUGGCCGCGGCUGAGGAGUUCUAUGCCACCCUAACCAACGUGAUUGAAACUGUAGGUCGCCUCACUGCGGCAACUGGUGCCAACCUGAGGGACAAUCCCACCGAUUCGGGAUUAUAUAGGAAACUGGUAUCGCAUUUGGUGGAUCUCGAAUCUGUUAAAAUCAAGGUGCAGGUUACCAUGAGUAGGUUAAAGGAGCUGUCUGAGGAAGAUCCUGUAGCGGAAUCAAGUACCUAACCGAACGAAUUCCACCGACUUUGGUUCGGCGCCUUAGUCAGUUGUUAGAUAAAGGUUAUAAUAUAGUUAAUAUAUAUAUUUUGUUAAUGGUAAAACGAUAAAUA
Messenger RNA from Drosophila biarmipes, 816 nucleotides. RefSeq lists its product as uncharacterized. NCBI's taxonomy places the organism in Eukaryota, Metazoa, Arthropoda, Insecta, Diptera, Drosophilidae. The transcript is spliced from 2 exons. The record is from RefSeq and is a predicted model, not a curated record. The coding region runs from base 113 to 712 and encodes 199 amino acids.